Messenger RNA from Penicillium bovifimosum, 3621 nucleotides. Its product is annotated as hybrid sensor histidine kinase/response regulator. Bases 1 to 3621 code for a protein of 1206 amino acids. Lineage: Eukaryota; Fungi; Ascomycota; Eurotiomycetes; Eurotiales; Aspergillaceae. The record is from RefSeq and is a predicted model, not a curated record. Gene Ontology annotation, molecular function: phosphorelay sensor kinase activity. Gene Ontology annotation, biological process: phosphorelay signal transduction system; phosphorylation. The transcript has 7 exons.
AUGGGUCAGCCAGAAUUCGAUAUCGAGGAGGAGAGAAUCCGUGAAUUGUCCAAAUACUACUGCACCUUCGAUCAGCAAGAUGAAAUUCCCACAAGCCCAGAUCUUAAACAAAUAGAAUCAGUCUCACGGGACACUACAAGAACAAUUCGUCUCUCCGCCGAUACCACUCUGACUGCACUGGCGCAACUGGGGGUUUAUCGCUUCGGAUGCAAUCGAUCCUUUGUUUCAAUCAUCGAUGGAGAACAGCAGCAUGUCAUUGCGGAAGCGACCGCGUCGAUUUCUCUACGAAACAAAGAUAGCCAUCGACCGAAUGAUGGUAUUUUCCUCGGUGCCACGACCUUGGAUUUGGAAUGGGGAGUGUGUCCGCAUGCCAUCCGGCUUUUCACUGGGCAGGAUACUUCACUGUUGCAGGACACGGAAAACAUAACGGCCGAUCAGACACGCAAUAUCAUUCGGGAUUUCACUAAAGAGGAUUUCUACAAAAACCGCCCGUAUGUGCUUGACUGGCCAUUCUUCCGCUUCUAUGCCGAAGUGCCGUUGUACAGCCCAUCCGGGUAUGUACUGGGCUCAUAUUGCGUGGUAGACGACAAGCCACGAGCGGGAUUUAGCGACGAAGAUAUUACUGCCCUCCGGGAAAUUGCCGACUCGAUCACAAACCAUCUGGAAAACGCGCGAAUUGUGCAGUACCAUCGUCGGUCUGAGAAAUUGGUCAAGGGAUUGACGAGUUUUGUUAGAAGCCAUUCGAAAUUUGACCCGAUCGGUUCCUCAACCCAAAGUCAGAUCGAAGCAUCUGCCAAGAAGCUCAAUUCGGAAGACUGGGACUUACCCGUCGACCGACCGGUCGACCGACGUGACAUGGAUGAAACCCUUGAUCUCUCAUCCACAAUAAUAGAUGCUGGUACCUGUUCGUCUGUCUGUGAAACAUCCCAAGACAGCGUCAGCGGACAUGAAGCAUCGAUAUUUUCUCGGAACCUUUGUUCCAGAUCAACCUCCACACUGCCAUCAUCUCUUUCCCAUGACUCCUCAAAAUGGGUGGAAACAGUUCCCUCCUACACGGAAGGAUCUUAUGAAUUAGCGGAUCCUGAGACUGUGCCACUCACCGAACGAAUUGCCGCGAUGUUUUCACGUGCUAGUGUCUUGCUGAAAGAAUCUCUGAAUCUUGACGGUGCGGUAUUUCUUGAUGCUCACCGCAACGACCCGCAAUUUGAACCCUCCGGAAAUCUCGACCAGUGGGAUGUCUUGUCGAAGGCUGACACAACGUCUUCCACGCUCUCAGCCUCCGGCUCUUUGGGCGAACCUGAUUCGAAUUCGUCAAACGAUGCAGAACAAUACUGUGGCUUGUUGGGCCAAGCUUAUAGCUGCGGGCCAGCUAACAGCAACACUACUUCAGAUCACCAAGUCAACCUGACAGAAGAUCUACUGCACUCAUUGAUUACACACUUUCCAGAAGGCCAAAUCUUCAAUGUGGACAGCAAGAUUCAGCCGGACAAUCUCGCAGACUUUGCAAAUGAAGAUUCAGAAACGCCUUCACACAGAUUGGAGAUCUAUCAGCAGAUAUCUAGACGUCUCGCUCAGCAACUUCCUUUGGCUAAAUGUGUGCUUUUCUAUCCUUUGUGGGAUUGGAACAAGUCACGAUGGCUUGCAGGAACAUUGGUAUGGGUGAAUGGAUCCAAGCGUCCGUUAGGCAUGGAGGACCUGCACUACUUCAAAGCUUUUGGAGAUUCUAUCAUUUCAGAGGUUUCUCGGGUACACUGGAUCGCCAGCGAGAACUCAAAAUUCGACUUUAUGACUUCUAUCAGUCAUGAGCUUCGGUCCCCACUACAUGGGAUACUCGCAAGUGCAGAGUUGCUGCUCGAUAUUCCGCUUCAGCCUGCGCAUCGUGAUAUGGUAAACAUGAUCUCGACCUCUGGACUCACCUUGUUGGACACAAUAGAUCACUUGCUGGACUACUGUAAAAUCAACAACUUGACAGCCACUCAAAGCCUCAAGACGAGCAAAGGCAAGGACGCUGCAACAAGUCUUGUUUCUGACUUCGACCUGGACUCUUUGGUAGAAGAGGUCGCUGUGAUACUGCACGCUGGUCGGAAAUGGUCCGAGCCUGUCUCGUCGCUUGCAAGUGAGAUUGCCACUGCACCCUUCCCCGCACAGGCUAAUAACCAGCAUGCUGGAACGCCAGAUGAACUAUCAGUGAUAGUAAGCAUCGACCAGGCCAGUUCCUGGAGAAUUCGCUCAGUUGCGGGUGCCUGGAAGAGAAUCGUGAUGAAUCUCCUUGGCAACUCGAUGAAAUGGACGCAGUCCGGUCUCAUUGAGAUCUCAUUAUCACACGCCGCAGCCCCCGCUUAUGCAGAUGAAAAUCUCGUUCAUCUCCGCGUUACAGACACAGGCCAAGGGAUUGGAACAGACUUUUUGGAGAAUUCGGCGUUCUCUCCGUUUGCCCAGGAGAAUUCGCUUUCAGAGGGUGUUGGUCUUGGGCUCAGCGUCGUGCACAAGCUCGUAAAGUUCCUUGGUGGUGAGAUCAAAAUCAAGAGCGAAAACGGCGUCGGUACCCAGGUUGACGUCUAUAUUCCUGCGCAACGUCCGAAGGAGCUUGUCGCUGUCAGCCCAGCUGGUAGCACCACCCCAACCGGAAGAAAGAGCCCUGAACGCUCUCUGAAGGCAUGUCUGAUUGGAUUCAACGGCUAUCCUGACUUGACAGAGACGCCGACUGGUAUUCUGAGUUCCGAUGCGAAAAGAAAGCUCUCCAUUCAGAGAACUCUUGCCAGUGUUUUCAAGACAAGGAUGGGAUGGGAAGUCGUCUUGGCAGAGUUGCUUGAGAAGGGUGAAGGCAACAUUGCGGUCAUCGAACAGGCGGAGUUCGAGGCUCUUCUCGUUGCUCAGCCAUCUUCUGGUUUGAACUGCGGUCAUCAAUUUGAGUCCUUUAUUGUUCUUGGCAGCACAACGCCCUCACUUGGAUGCUCUCUUCCUCCGAACGCCAUCCUAGUAUCACAGCCAUAUGGACCUCAGAAGAUCCGUGAAGCCGCCGAGAAAAUCGUGGAGUUGCGAGUAUCACAGCCCCAUGUUGAUGCUCCUCAGGCUACGACUCUGCCCAUAGUAACCAUCAGCCCGGAGCCUAUCCCUUCGGAGCCAAUUCCACAGAUCCUACCUGUAAGGUUAACGAAAGACCUACCGCAGGAGACUACAGUCGAGCUAGUCUGCCCACCUCCUCUACUUGCAGCCACGCCAAGUGGGCCAAAUGGCCGUAUCGCGGACAUGCAUGUUCUCAUCGUGGAUGAUAAUGAUAUCAAUCUCAAGAUUCUAGCCACCUUCAUGCAAAAGCUUGGAUGUAGCUACGACACCGCUUCUAAUGGUCUCAUCGCAUUGGAAACGGUCCAGUCUUCAAGCCGGAGAUACGACUUGAUAUUAAUGGAUCUAUCAAUGCCUGUAAUGGAUGGUCUUGUUUCGACCAACAAGAUCCGACAACACGAGAAGGAGCAAGGACUCCGGGCCUCCCGCAUCAUGGCUAUCACGGGCGUUGCUUCGGAGCCCGUGCAACAGGCAGCGGUAACCGCAGGCAUUGACGACUACUUGGUCAAACCACUCUCACUUUCUAAGCUGAAGAAGCUUAUGGAAACCAGCUUUUAA